Molecule: messenger RNA, 4437 nt
Organism: Salmo salar (Atlantic salmon)
Lineage: Eukaryota; Metazoa; Chordata; Actinopteri; Salmoniformes; Salmonidae
Source: RefSeq, a predicted model, not a curated record
AUGGACAAGCCAUCCACUGAAACCAACCACAGAGUCCCAGAACUACAGCGGACCCCAGCAGUGAUUUUUCACAACCCUCCUCCUCCCUCUCUCCAACUACACCAGCCCCCAGCCCAGUUAGCCCAGUCAACCCAGUGCCCAGCCCAGCUAACUCAGUGCCCAGCCCAGCUAACCCAGUGCCCAGCCCAGUUAACCCAGUCCCUAGCCCAGUUAACCCAGUCCCCAGCUCAGCUAACCCAGUCCCCAGCCCAGUCCAGCCAGUGUUCCCAGUCCCCAGCCCAGUUAACCCAGUCCCCAGCCCAGUCCAGCCAGUGUUCCCAGUCCCCAGCCCAGUUAACCAGGUCCUACUCCCAGUCCAGCCAGUGUUCCCAGUCCCCAGCCCAGUCCAGCCAGUUAACCCAGUCCCCAGCCCAGUCCAGCCAGUGUUCCCAGUCCCCAGCCCAGUCCAGCCAGUUAACCCAGUCCCCAGCCCAGUCCAGCCAGUGUUCCCAGUCCCCAGCCCAGUCCAGCCAGUGUUCCCAGUCCCCAGCCCAGUCCAACCAGUUAACCCAGUCCCCAGCCCAGUCCAGCCAGUUAACCCAGUCCCCAGCCCAGUCCAGCCAGUGCUCCCAGACACUGACAGAGGCCCACAACAUUAAUGCUUCUGUCCUCAGUUCUGGGGUGCUCUGUCUGCCUGGAACAAGAGAUAAGGGAGGUCGGGCCCUGGUGACCGUGACAACUAGGAACACUGUCUGGUUGAACCCCAGCUGUGACUGUGGAGAACUGGUCAGAAUCCUGGUCUACUACUGCACAGUGCUCAGGAAGGAGGUGCGUUCCCUAGGGUUGACAGUCCUGGUGGACUGCCGGAGGUGUUCCCCUGUCCCCGCUCUGUUUAAAGCCUUCAACAUACUACAGGAUGCUAUGCCCGGCUGUAUCUACACUGUCCUGUUACUGGCUGACAGAGACCUGGUUCUACGCCUGGAGAAACCCUCAGCCGUACAGGUGGAGUUGUUGACCUCUCUGAAGUCUCUCCAUAAACAUGUGGAGGUGUCUCAGCUGCCUACUGAGUUUGGCGGAUCCUUCCCCUUUUCACACAGCUCCUGGGUCUGCUUCAGAACGAGAGUGGAACAGCUAACCAGUCACUGUGAGGACGCUGUCAACCUUCUACAGAGUACCAUCGCUGAUCUGGAGUCUGCUGUCCUGCCGAAUACCGCUGAGGUAACUACCGCUGAGGAGGCCCAGGUGUUACUUGCCAGGUACAGGGGUGUGAUGUGUAGCGUCCUGGAGGACAGCCGAUUGGCUAGAUUCCAGCUGGAGGGAGGAGCCAACCUGUCCCGCCUCCGUAAAGAGGAAACCAGUGUCAGCCUCAGCGACGACUACAGAGAUGCCGUAGAGGUUGUGGCUGCUCUGUAUGACCAUGUGGAUGAGCUGGUCCACAAGCUGGUGAUGCUGUCCAACCAACGCACUCAGGAACUGGACUUUAUCAUGGAGUUCAAGAGGCUGGAGCAGGGAUUCAAGGAGGUGAGUGACUGGAUUGAGGAGGUAGGAGAGAAGCGUCUGAGAACACUCGGAGAGCUGGAGGAUUCUCUGGAGCAGCUGCACAGCAAACAGACCCUCUUCAGAGACUUCUACACUGCCGCUUAUGAACACUGUAAGGGAGGCGAGGCUCUGCUGAAACGUCUAGAACGCUGGGAAGACUUGUCGUCAGCCGAGCUGCAGGUGUACGAGGUCAAAGUUCGAUCCUUCUGGGUCCACCUGCACGACUUCUCCCAGAGGGUAGAAGACACCAAGACCAACAUCGACAAGACCGUACGUCUCUACGAGUUCUUCGACAAGGCGUAUGAGUGGGCGUUGGAAGGGAUGCGUCACCUGGCCAGCAUCAGCAUGGAGGACUGCACGGUGCCCGACAAGAGCCAAGGGGUGAUCAGCUGUCUGGAGGGCUACCGCCGGCAGCACCCCCCGAUCCCCGACUCCCGCUUCCAGGAGAUGAAGGAGCUGGCUGGGGAGAUGAAGAGCGAGCAGGGCCUCAAACAGUGGAAGUUCGCCUGGUCCAAGUGCCAGGAGACCAAGCAGGUGUUUGAGAAGAAGCUGGAGGCUGCUCUGAGGACGAGGCGAGCCCUGCCCACGGGAGAGUCGCCCGGGUCGGGUACAGGGAAGGACGGCGGGGCAGGGGACGCCACCCCCAGACGUUUCUCUGACGUUAACAGUGGCGUGGGACAGGAGAGAAGCAGCAGUGUGUCAUACGCCUGCAGAAAGGCUUUUAGUGGGGUGUGGGGGGUCAGAGAGAGACUCUCCUCCAGCUCUGCCUCAGCUCAGUCGGUCUGCAGCCUCAGACAGCAGACAGCAGGAGCCAAGACACCCCUAACCUCCUCUCCCUACGGUCUGGUGCACAGGCUCCCCCUCACCCCCCCAACACACCCCCCUCACCCCCCAACACACCCCCCUCUCCACCCAUCGUCCCACAGGGCCCGUAUUGAAGCGCAGGGCCGCAGCUCCUCUUGCUCCUUCUCCCCCUCCCUGACCCCCCUGGCGCCAAGCUCCGUCCCGAACCCUGCUCGCCGACCGCCGCUCCGAAAGACCCAGAGCUUCGACUGCCAGGGCCCCGCCCCCGCCGCCGUCCCUGACUCCUCCCGCUACGGGACGCUGAGCGAGCCGGCGCGGCGCGGGAACACUGGGGUGUUUAUUAAAGGCCUGGAGGUCAGUAGUAGAGAGGUGGCUGAGCGACCCUACUCCCCCAGAAUGACGCCUCCUGGCUGGGCAGCAGGAGAGGCAGGAAGGACCCCCCCCACCAGCACUACCAGUAGUCCUGUAGCAGAGACCCGGGCCAAGGGCAGUAAGCUGCGUCACAUCGUGGAUGAGAUGGUGACCACGGAGAGGGAGUACGUGCGCUCCCUCCGUUACAUCAUCGAGCACUACUUCCCCGAGAUGGAGAGAGGAGACCUCCCGCAGGACCUCAGGGGAAAACGGAGCGUCAUCUUUGGGAACCUGGAGAAACUUAUGGACUUCCACAGCCAGUACUUCCUCAAGGAGUUGGAGAGCUGCUGCAACCACCCUCUGAGGGUGGCACACUGCUUCCUGCGACACCAAGACGCGUUUGGCCUGUACGCUCUGUACAGUAAGAACAAGCCUAGGUCUGAUACGCUGUUGGCCAGCCACGGAAACAGCUUCUUCAGGAACAAGCAGCUGGAGCUGGGAGAUAAGAUGGACCUGGCCUCCUACCUGUUAAAGCCCAUCCAGAGAAUGUCUAAGUACGCCCUGCUCCUCAAAGACCUGAUCAAGGAGGUGAGCGAGGCGCAGGAGACAGAGCUGGGCUACCUCCAAGCCGCUGCGGAGAUGGUCAGGUUCCAGCUGCGUCACGGCAACGACCUGCUCGCCAUGGACGCCAUCCGAGACUGUGACGUGAACCUGAAGGAGCAGGGUCAGCUGGUCAGACAGGAUGAGUUCCUGAUCUGGUACGGCAGGAAGAAGUGUCAGCGCCAUGUCUUCCUGUUUGAAGACCUGGUGCUGUUCAGUAAACCCAAACGCAUCGAAGGAGGACUGGACGUUUACAUCUACAAACACUCCUUUAAGACGGCAGACGUGGGGAUGACAGAGACAUCUGGGGACAACAGUCUUCGUUUCGAGGUGUGGUUCAGACGCAGGACCAGUAAGAACCAGACGUAUGUUCUGCAGGCCUCCAACACAGACGUCAAACACGCCUGGACCACCGACAUCGCACGUAUCCUCUGGCAGCAGGCUACACGGAACAAAGAGAUCCGUAAUCAGGAGAUGGUUUCCAUGGGAGUGGGUAACAAGCCGUUCCUGGACAUUAAACCCAGCGACGCUGCGAUCAACGACAGGGCUAUAGACUACAUCAUGAAGGGCCGAGGCGCCAGAUCUCGAGCCUCCAUCGCUGUGUCCCUGUUCGACCACUCCAACCCCUUCAAGCGGACAGCGUCGGGUAACGGGGCCCCUGCUGCGUCUGGCUCCUGCACUCUCCUGGGGCCCCUCAACCUGCACAUGUACAGCAGCCACAGCCAGGCCCUGCUGCCCGGGGGAGAGAGGCCCUUCAUCAGCCCGUGUAUGGAGGAAGACGAGAUGGAGCACGAGACCAGCAGCCAGCCAUCCAUGAGUACAUACUGUAUAGAUCAUCCAUCCAUGACUACAGAGAGCUCAGGUUCAUCGUCCCACUGUCUGUCCGGCAGCGGUUCCAGUGGUUCAGACAGUGGCUGUGUGUCCAGCCACCUCCCUGAGGAUCCCUCGUUCCCCUGCCGUCCCCCGUCCGACGCUGUAACGUCCCCCAGCCUCCCCAAAGACAAGCCGCGUUACAACAGCCAGUACAUUUCAGCUGUCUGAUAUCCAGGAAGACACUAUUUCCACGCCAAGGAAGACAGACGAGACAAAUAUGUAUUUAUUUUCUCGCGUUGCCAGCAGCAACUCUCAUCUCACAUGGACACUGAAAAGACCUGGGACUGUUUU